AUGUCUUCCACUGUCAUCAUCGGCCUCUUGGCCGCCAUCGCUGCCCCAGUCUUUGGGAGACCGGGCACGCAGCAAGUUGCAGCCUAUGACGCGGUGCCGUCGCUCUCCGUCCCCGCCUGCCCGCAGCUGGGCAGCAUCAAAUAUUCUCAGUCGGUUCCUGACAAAUCGCCGUUCCCGGAGACUCAAGUUGAUCUCUGCUAUGAUGAUACUUCGCUCAAGAUUGACUUCACGGCAUAUGAUGAGCAAUACUUCUACUUCAACUCGAGCCAUCAGAUGAACGACCCCAUAUACGAAUAUGAAGUCAUGGAGUGCUUCGUUUAUCGUGGCACCGAGGAUCCCCAGACGUAUCUCGAGUUCGAGGUCAGCCCCAACAAUGUCACAUGGCACGCCUUUAUCUACAACCCAUCAAAGGUCCGGGCCUCUGGGGCCGUUUUCGACAGGUUCUUCAUCACGGAUCCGGCUCUUGACGGCAUUUCAGCUGCGACCACUCUAGACAAGACAAACAAAAUCUGGAAGUCUUCGAUCAGCCUUCCACUUGGCUUCUUUAACGUCGAUAAUGGAGCUGCGAAUGGCACACAGUGGAGAAUGAACUUCUUCCGUACCAUCACAUCCCCUGAAAUUUUCCCUAACCAGACUCUAGGAGCGUGGAGUCCCCCCGAUCAGGCAAACUUUCACAUGUCGCCUUUCUUCGGGCAUAUACAGUUUGUGUAA
This is a messenger RNA of Neoarthrinium moseri, 711 nucleotides long. RefSeq lists its product as uncharacterized. The record is from RefSeq and is a predicted model, not a curated record. NCBI's taxonomy places the organism in Eukaryota, Fungi, Ascomycota, Sordariomycetes, Amphisphaeriales, Apiosporaceae. The transcript has a single exon. Bases 1 to 711 code for a protein of 236 amino acids.